Molecule: messenger RNA, 1294 nt
Organism: Coccidioides posadasii C735 delta SOWgp
Lineage: Eukaryota; Fungi; Ascomycota; Eurotiomycetes; Onygenales; Onygenaceae
Source: RefSeq, a predicted model, not a curated record
CGGGAUUCAAAAUGGCAGUCUCGUCGGAAGAGCUCACGAUUAAAGCGACUUCAGGAUCACCUUAUCAAUUAAAUAAUGAGCAGGUGAUUCGAGCUUCCACGGCACUACUACGGCACAUCAAAAGCGAGGAGAAGAAGAAAGCAGAGGAAUCAACGGUGAAGAAAUUACCAAUCGAUGGCGACAGUGACUCUGAAGGCGAAGAAGUAUCCGGCGAGGACGUACCCGUUUGGCUUAUUCUCACCACUAAGAAGCACAUCGUCGACAAGAACCGCCUAAAGCCAGGAAAAAUUCCUGUGCCGCAUUCUUUGAAUACAUCAUCCUCGCUCAAUAUCUGCCUUAUAACUGCCGACCCUCAACGAGCAGUGAAAGAUGUCAUUGCCGACGAGGCAUUCCCCAAAUCUCUAUCCUCCCGAAUUACAAAAGUCAUUGGCCUCACCAAACUAAAGGAGCGAUAUAAGAGCUUUGAAAGCAGGCGCAUGCUAUUAUCGGAGCAUGAUGUAUUUCUAGCAGACGAUCGGAUCAUACUACGAUUGAUUAAGACUCUGGGAAAGACCUUUUUCAAGUCGAAUAAGAGGCCGAUUCCGGUCCGCAUCGAAGAAAUUCAGAAAGCAAAUGGGAAAAGGUUGAAGAAAGAUGACAAGAAGAGACCUCCACCAGGUGAAAAAUACGCCGCCGUGGCGUCACCCGAAAUUGUUGCCAGAGAGAUAGAAAAGACCCUCGAUUGUAUCCCUGUACACCUGGCGCCGGCUACAACUGCGGCUAUUAAGGUUGGAACUUCGCGAUUUACUCCUCAGCAGAUCACGGAAAAUAUUGAGGCGGUAGUAAAAGGAAUGACUGAUAAAUUUGUCACGAAAGGAUGGAGAAAUGUCAAGGCCAUUCACGUAAAGGGGGCGAAUACCGUUGCUAUGCCCAUUUGGCUAGCGAGUGAACUUUGGUUGGAAGACAGCGAUGUUCGUGAAAAUGAAGAACAAAGUGAAGUUAAAGCGAUCGAGGGCUCUAAGAAGUCAGAUAAGAAGAGAAAAGCAGUCAAGGCAGCCGACGAUUCAAACUCAAAGAAGCGCAAGGUCACGGAGGACGAUGGUGAGGCAGAACUGAUUGCCUCGAGAAAACACAAACUUAAGAUGCAAAAAGCAAAGGCACGGUCGGAGAGCUGAUUGUCGGAUUAGUAGGGUUCCCGAUGUGACACGUCUAUAUUUUGCGAAAGCUACGAAGGGGAUCUUGCAAUUGUUUGAGGGAUCUUGACGAGGACAGGCUUUCGGAUUUGUUUUGAUGUAUGGCGUUCAGAGUCUGAGAC